Messenger RNA from Vicia villosa (hairy vetch), 4942 nucleotides. RefSeq names its product disease resistance protein RUN1-like. The coding region runs from base 101 to 3334 and encodes 1077 amino acids. Lineage: Eukaryota; Viridiplantae; Streptophyta; Magnoliopsida; Fabales; Fabaceae. The record is from RefSeq and is a predicted model, not a curated record. Gene Ontology annotation, biological process: defense response; signal transduction. The transcript has 5 exons. Gene Ontology annotation, molecular function: ADP binding.
CCACCGCCGGAAUGUUUUCAACAGAGUUGAGCGUUGACUUUUAUGUACUCUUCAUCACCCAUCAACAGUAUCCUCAUUUUCUUCUUUGUUAAAAAGCAGUAUGUCUCAUCUUCCUUUUGUCGCUCCUCCUUCCUCUCCAAGUUCCGGACCCCAAUGGAUCUACGACGUUUUCAUCAAUUUCAGAGGAAAAGACACUCGUGCCAAUUUCGUUUCUCAUCUCUAUGCCGCACUCUCAAACACUGGAAUCAACGCUUUUCUUGACGAUCACAAUCUUCAAAAGGGAAAGAAACUUAGACCAGAAUUAGUGCGAGCAAUUCAAGGUUCUCAGAUAUCCAUCGUUGUUUUCUCCCAAAACUACGUUAAAUCUAAUUGGUGUCUUGAUGAACUCAAACUAAUCAUGCAAUGCCACGCUAUGGGUCAUCAGCUUGUUAUGCCUGUAUUUUGCGGGAUUACCCCUUCGGAUAUACGUCGAUAUACUGACAAAACUAUUGCACGAACACUCACCGACGCUUCUCAUUUGGCUGGUUGGGAUAUGAAAAAUUACAGUAAUGAAAGCAGUGUUGUGAAGGAAAUUGUGGCCCAUGUUUUGAGAAAACUAGACAAAAGAUACUUACCUGUCCCAGAUUUUCCAGUUGGACUAGAAUCCCGUGCGGAACAGUUGAUUCGGUUUUUAAGACAGAAUACAAGAGGAGUUUGUUUAGCAGGGAUUUGGGGAAUGGGAGGGAUUGGGAAAAGCACCAUUGCUAAAGUUGUCUACAAUAAACUCUAUUCUGAAUUUGAAGAUCAGAGCUUCCUUGCUAGUAUUAGAGAAGUUUGGGAGAGAGAUAGGGGGCGAAUCGAUUUACAAGAACAACUUCUUUCAGAUAUCCUCAAAACAAGAAAUAUAAAGGUGCAUAAUAUUGAGUGGGGAAAAGCUAUGAUCAAUGAAAGACUUUGCACAAAACAGGUACUUGUUGUACUCGAUGAUGUGAGUACGCGUGAGCAAUUAAAUGCACUAUGUGGAAGUCGAAAUGGGAUUGGUCCAGGAAGUAUAAUAAUCAUCACAACAAGAGACGUGCGUCUACUUGAUUUUCUUGGAGUUGACUUUGUUUAUGAAGCGGAAGGAUUGAAUGCACGGGAGUCCCUUGAGCUUUUCAGUCGGCACGCGUUUAGGGAGGCGAGUCCAACUGAAGGUUUCUUUAGUCUCUCGGGAGAUGUAGUUUCCUAUUGUGGUGGACUACCAUUAGCUCUUGAAGUCCUUGGAUCUUAUUUGUUCAAGAGGAGAAAACAAGACUGGAAAAGUGUAUUAUCAAAGCUAGAAAAGAUUCCCAAUGAUGAAAUACAUGAGAAACUAAAAAUAAGCUUCGAUGGUUUAGAGGAUCGCAUGGAAAAGGAUAUAUUUCUUGAUGUGUGUUGUUUCUUUAUCGGUAAGGACAAAGCUUAUGUUACAGAGAUACUAAAUGGUUGUGGACUUCAUGCUGAUAUUGGAAUAACAUUGCUGAUAGAAAGAAGCCUCAUAAAAGUUGAAAAGAAUAAUAAGCUUGGCAUGCAUUCUUUGCUACGAGACAUGGGUAGAGAAAUUGUUCGUGAAAGUUCACCUGAAGAGCCUGAGAAGCGUAGUCGAUUGUGGUGUCAUGAGGAUGUAGUUGAUGUAUUGACUGACCAUACCGGAACAAAAGCCAUUGAAGGAUUGGUUAUAAAGUUGCAAAUGACCAGUAGCCUUUGCUUCGAUACUAUUGCUUUUGAGAAAAUGAAGAGAUUGAGAUUGUUGCAACUUGAUCAUGUACAACUCAUUGGAGAUUAUGAGUGUUUUCCGAAGCACCUGAGAUGGCUUUCUUGGCAAGGGUUUCCUUUAAAAUACACGCCAGAAAACUUUAAUCAGAAAAAUCUAGUUGCUAUGGACUUAAAACACAGUAAUCUCACACAAGUUUGGAAGAAGCCUCAGUUGUUGCAGAUGCUAAAAAUUAUCAAUCUCAGUCAUUCUAAGUACUUAAAAAGAACCCCUGACUUUUCAUUCUUGCCGAACCUAGAAAAUCUCAUUAUGAAGGAUUGUCGAAAUUUGUCCAAGGUGCACUCAUCCAUUGGAGAUCUCAAGAAUCUUCUUUUGAUAAACUUGAAGGACUGUACAAGCCUUAGCAAUCUCCCUAGAGAGAUAUAUCAACUGACAUCAGUGAAAACUCUCAUCCUUUCCGGUUGUUCAAAGAUUGACAAGUUGGAAGAAGACGUGGGGCAGAUGGAAUCCUUGACAACACUGAUUGCAAAAGAUACAUCCGUAAAAGAAGUUCCCCAUUCAAUACUACGAUUAAAAAGUAUUGGAUAUAUAUCCCUAUGUGGAUACCAAGGAUUAUCACGUGAUGUUUUUCCAUCUCUCAUUAGGUCUUGGAUGUCACCAACAAUGGAUUCCUUAACUCACGUUCCUCCUUUUGGUGGCUUGUCAAUGUCUCUUAUUUCCCUGAACUUAGAGACUAGUAAUUUGGGUUUGGUCUAUCAAUCAGAAAUACUUAGCAGCUGUUCAAAACUAAGAAGUUUUUCUGUACAAUUUGAUUCAGAGAUUCAACUGAAAGAAGAAUUCCGAAAACUUCUUGAUGAUCUAUAUGGUGCAGGUCUUACUGAACUGGGAACAUCACAUGCAUCACAAAUUUCAGAUCUUUCCUUGAGAUCUGUUUUGAUUGGAAUCGGAAGCUGCCACAUUGUCAUGGAUACUCUUGAGAAGAGCUUAUCACAGGGAUUAGCAACCGAUUCUAGUGAUUCGUUCCUUCCAAGUGACAAUUAUCCUUUUUGGUUAACGUAUAAAGGUGAAGGAUCUUCGGUACUUUUUCAAGUGCCUGGGGAUAGUGGUGGUUGUUGCAUGAAAGGAAUAACUUUGUGUGUUCUUUAUUCAUCAACACCUGAAAACUUGGGAACCGAAUGUCUCAUUAGUGUCUUGAUCAUUAAUUACACAAACUUCACUAUCCAUAUUUACAAACAAGACACCGUUAUGUCGUUUAAUGAUGAAGAUUGGCAAAGCAUGGUAUUAAAUUUAGGAGUUGGUGACAAUGUGGAGAUUGUUAUAGCUAUUGGGAAUGGAUUGAUUGUUAAGGAGACAACUGUCUAUCUAAUAUAUGAUCCUUCAAAUGGUAUUGAAAUUGAGCCAUCAAAUAUUAUGGAGGUCGACCCAUUGACCGACACAAAAAUAGAGUCAUUACAAGAAGUGGAAGUGCAACCAUCACCUAAUGCGAGAACGGAGCCAUCAUCUGAAGUGGCACUGCAACUAUCACCUAAAAUAAAAAUGGAACCAUUACCGAAAACAAAUAGAAAAAUCUUUACAAGACUUGCAAAGAAAGUGGGAGAAUGUUUAUGCUUGAACCAGAAUUGAGUUCUCAACAAUUUUUUAUUGGCAAGCCUAUUGUCCUAAUAUAGAGCUCUCUUGAGAUCUCCACAAUUCAAUUCCAUGAAUGUGCUUCUUUGAGGAACAACUUGGGAGAUGAAUUCAUAGCUAAUUCUAGUCAUUUGCGUAAUAGUUUCAGUUAUGAAAUGUAUUAUAUUUAAGCAUUAAGAAUAGAAAGUAUAUAUUGUCUUCAAGCAUCAUUGAGUCAAUGAGUAUUCCUAGUCUAAAGACAAAAGGAUUCUUAAACUCAAACAUUUAAAGAUUAAACUUCCAUUCAACCAACUAAUCAUAAAUCAUUCUAAAGUUGAUCAAGUGAUAGAAAUCAUUAAGCAAAGAGAUAAGAACACGACUUAUAAAGGUUGAUUCAAAUAGUUGAAUAAUAUAGAAUGAUCGAUCAGCUUGGAUUUUACAAUAAAAUCGUGCAUAUUUCAAUACUGUUGUGCACCAAAUAUAGAAUGUGUCAGCACACUGUCUAUUGAUAAACAUGGUACUGAUGCUAUUGUUGAAGGGUGAACUGCGCUUGAAGAAAUAUGCAAUUGUUGAAGUGACAAUGUCUAAUGUGGUUUCAAAACUUACCAGUACUAUGUCACAUUGUCACUUAGUUGAAGGAUGUUUAUGAUUCUGAUAUGAUUAAAAUGCACCGCUAAGAUUGACGCUUUUGAGUCAUAUAGCUGUUAAGUUGCUAAUGUUAAAGUCAAUUCUUAGUUUAAGAUUGCUUGUAUAGUUUACAGAUGGGGUGUUUGUAUGGUGUUAUUGUCAUUUUGGAUUUUUGAGCUGAAGCCUUACAUUGUUAUCUAAGGUUCUACAUAUUUUAUGGUUUUUGUGUGAUCCACUUUGUUUAGAAACAAUAUAAUACUACCAUUUUCCCCUGUAUUUUGUCGAACGAAUUUGGUAAAUCAGCCACUGAUUUUUUGAAGGAUCUCUCUGAUUGGAUUUUGAAAAUUUGCUUUAGAGUAUGAAAUUUGUUGUUAAAACGAUUUACAACACAUAAGUUAAUCCUCUUUGGUUGUGCAGAUUUUUAACUGGAGAAAAAUUAUUGCCUCCACCACUUAGUUACUUACCUUCGUGUUUAUGUCAUGGCAACUAUCUAGCUGUUGUGAUCUAUAUAUGCAUGAAUGCUGAUGGAAAUGUAGCUACAAUCAAUCUGAAAGGUGUGGCCAUAGGUGACUCCUGGAUUAUUACAUGUGUGUAUUAAUUGGAUCAUCGAGUAAAGGAAUUGAGAGUGUCUCUUGAAUUGAUUUUUGAAUUGGUGAUAUACGCAGUUUCAAAAUGCAUGAUUUAGUACAUGAUCUUGCAAUUAUCCGGAAGUGACUGUUGUUAUUUGGAUAGUGCAACAAAAGUACAUGUACUACGAAGUCCCAUGCAUGUUAUGUUGAAAAGUGAUGCUAUUAGUUUGCUGGAGUCAUUGGAUGCAAGUAGGACAUGAACUUUAAUUUAGCUGUCUAACUUUUCAGAGAGUUGGAAUGAGAAGGAAUUGUUUGUCAUUUCAAAAUUCAAAAACUUGCGUGUAUUGAAGCUAUCACAUUGUUCUUUAAGUAAGUUGUGUGAUUCAAUUGGAAAAUUGAAGCACUUAAGAUAUCUUCAUUUUACGGUAUU